This is a messenger RNA of Eimeria mitis, 399 nucleotides long. RefSeq lists its product as uncharacterized. Lineage: Eukaryota; Apicomplexa; Conoidasida; Eucoccidiorida; Eimeriidae. The record is from RefSeq and is a predicted model, not a curated record. Bases 1 to 399 code for a protein of 132 amino acids. The transcript is spliced from 3 exons.
AUGAGCGGCCCCGAUGACACAGAGUCCGCUGCUGCAGCGCAGCAGGAAUCUCCAGCAGCAGCAGCAGAUGCUGCUGCUGCUGCUGAUGCUGCUGCUGCUGAUGCUGCUGCUGCUGAGGGCGUUCAAGAGCCUGCAGCAGCAGAAGCAGCAGAAGCAGCAGACACAGCAGCAGCAGCAGCAGCAGAUGCAGCUCCAGCAGCAGCAACAGAAGAAGCAGCAGCAGAAAGAACAGAAUCAGCAGCAGCAGAUGCAGCAGCAGCAGCAGCAGCAGCAAAAGAUGUUCGUCGUGGCUUAGGCCCCCCGAAAGGCAGCAACGAGCCCCCAGGAACUCCCCUCAGCAGCAGCAGCAGCAGCAGCAGCAGCAACAGGCAGCAGCAGCAGCAGCAGCACGCAGGAUAG